Messenger RNA from Chondrus crispus (carragheen), 1081 nucleotides. RefSeq lists its product as hypothetical. Gene Ontology annotation, cellular component: condensed nuclear chromosome. Gene Ontology annotation, molecular function: ATP hydrolysis activity; DNA strand exchange activity; double-stranded DNA binding. The record is from RefSeq and is a predicted model, not a curated record. Gene Ontology annotation, biological process: double-strand break repair via homologous recombination; mitotic recombination-dependent replication fork processing; reciprocal meiotic recombination. Bases 1 to 1011 code for a protein of 336 amino acids. Lineage: Eukaryota; Rhodophyta; Florideophyceae; Gigartinales; Gigartinaceae. The transcript has 2 exons.
AUGGCUCAGGUCGCGGAACAGUAUCAGCAAGAUGACCAUGCCGAAGCCUCGGGACCACUGCUCGUGGAGCGUCUCGAGGAGCUCGGUGUAUCAGCCACUGACACAAAGAAACUGCGUGAAGCCGGUCUCACCACCGUUGAGUCUGUCGCCUAUUCGACAAAAAAGCGUAUCAUGGCAGUCAAGGGAAUCUCUGAAACAAAGGCCGACAAGCUCAUCGCCGAAGCUGCAAAGCUAGUCCCGCUUGGGUUUUGUACAGCUGCGGAAUAUCAUGCCGUUCGGGAAGCUCAGCUCUCACUUACUACGGGCUCAACAGAACUCGAUGCUUUGCUUGCUGGUGGAAUCGAAACGGGUUCCAUUACAGAGCUUUUCGGCGAGUUUAGAACUGGUAAAACCCAAUUGUGUCACACACUUGCGGUUACUUGCCAAAUGCCCAUGGACCAAGGCGGUGCUGAGGGGAAGGCCCUCUACAUUGACUCUGAAGGCACGUUUCGACCCGAACGAUGCAAGGCUAUCGCGGAACGUUUUGGCCUGGACCCUGACGAGGCGCUGGAGAACGUUUCCUUUGCGAGAGCUUUCAACUCAGACCAUCAGACCCAGCUUUUGCAGCAGGCCUGUGCACUCAUGACUGAAACUCGAUAUGCUCUUAUAGUUGUCGAUUCCGCCACCGCCUUGUAUCGCACAGACUUCACCGGUCGAGGCGAGCUCGCUGCAAGGCAGCAACACUUAGGGCAGUUCUUGAGAGCCUUGCAGCGGAUAGCUGAUGAGUUCGGCUGUGCAGUUGUCAUCACAAAUCAGGUCGUCGCACAGGUCGAUGGAGGUGCCAUGUUUGCGAUUGACCCUAAGAAACCCAUUGGAGGAAACAUAAUUGCCCACGCAAGCCAGACUCGACUAUCGCUUAGAAAAUCCAGAGGGGAAAACAGGAUCUGUAAGGUUUACGAUUCUCCAAACUUGCCCGAAGCUGAGGCUACAUUUUCAAUCAGUGAAGGGGGUAUUGUGGAUGCCAAUGAUUGAGAGUUAGUGCGGAUGUGUCUUGUAGUUUCUUGUAUAAACCUUAUGGCCAAUCCGCCUGUGUUUCGACGGU